Messenger RNA from Aspergillus homomorphus CBS 101889, 3099 nucleotides. Its product is annotated as ATP dependent DNA ligase domain protein. The transcript is spliced from 2 exons. The annotation marks the transcript as partial. Gene Ontology annotation, molecular function: ATP binding; DNA ligase (ATP) activity; DNA binding. The record is from RefSeq and is a predicted model, not a curated record. Gene Ontology annotation, cellular component: DNA ligase IV complex. Gene Ontology annotation, biological process: DNA recombination; double-strand break repair via nonhomologous end joining; nucleotide-excision repair, DNA gap filling. NCBI's taxonomy places the organism in Eukaryota, Fungi, Ascomycota, Eurotiomycetes, Eurotiales, Aspergillaceae.
AUGGGUUUCAAGUUCACUCAUCUGUGCGAUUUGCUUUCCUCUCUGGAAGACAACAGGAUUCUGAAGGCUACGCAUGAGGCGAGAGCUUUCAAUCCCGACGUGCGAGCUGUGACCCGAUGGUUCGCUCAACAUGGGAAACAAAUCCGUGGCAAUGGUACUGAUCUUCUCGCCUUGUUGUCCUGCAUGUUUCCGGAGAGAAGGUCAGACAGGGUAUACUGGCUGCAGGAAUCCUCACUGGCAAGGAUAAUAGCGCGAUGUCUACUCCUUGGCUCUUCUCGACGAGAAGAGCUCGAGCGCUGGCGUGUCGCUGGAGGUGUCGAUCUCGGACAAUGCGUGGAGAAUGUUAUGCGACAGGCUGAGAAUGGCCUUGUUCACGGCCGUGAGGUAACUGUAGAGGAGAUUGAUUCUGCAUUGAACAGCAUUGCUGCCCGUUGCAGAUUCUCUGCUCCCCGAGUGCGAAAGCAGCAUACUGCGGUUGAUGUCGAGCAGGCCCUGGGUUCGCUCUACAAGCGACUGACGAGUAGAGACGCAAAAUGGCUAACACGAAUGAUACUCAAAAGCUAUUUUCCGGUCAUGUUUCCUCUCCCGUCGACUCUGCGGAGCUUUCACUUUCUUCUUCCUCCUCUCCUUCUCUUCCAGGACACAUUCGAGGGCGCUCUCAGCAUGCUUCGUUCAGACCCAAUAAGCCAUUUCCCACCACAUCCAGAGCCUGGGUUGGCCAAGGACCUGGCAUAUCUGGCGUUACAACACCUUAAACCUCGGACCGGUGUAAAAAUCGGUCGACCGGAUUACUAUAAGGCUCGGAGCAUCAAGCACUGCUGUCGCAUGAUCAAUCAUCGUCGAAUGAGUAUUGAAAGAAAGUAUGAUGGCGAGUACUGUCAGAUUCAUAUCGACCUGGCGCUACACCCUAAUUCCAUUCAGAUAUUCUCUAAGAGUGGUAAAGACUCAACUGUGGAUCGGGCAGGUAUUCAUCAAGUCAUAAGAGAUUCCUUGAAGAUAGGGACACCUGGGUGCAAGGUUUCCCAUCGAUGCAUACUGGAAGGCGAACUACUCGUGUGGAGUGACAAACACGGCAAGAUCAUGGAUUUUCACAAGUUGCGUAAAUUGAUAUCUCGGUCCGGCACCUUCAUUGGUACUGAGAGCGAUUCCCCACCGCAAUCCCAUGAGCAUUUAAUGAUAGUUUUCUUUGAUAUCUUGCUUCUGGACGACAAUAUAUGUCUGAAGCGGCCGCAUCGGGAACGACGCCUAAUUCUCAGAGACACCAUACAAGUGAUCCCUGGGCGUGCAGAUAUCGCUGAGCAACAAGUAAUCGAUUUCUCACGACAUGACGGUCAAUCUCGUCUAGAAAGCAUUUUCUCUGCCGGAAUCGCACAGCGGUGGGAGGGUUUUGUACUCAAAGGGUGUGAAGACCCUUACUUUACCAUCUUCUCCAGCCACGAGAAUAACACGUCCGGCCGCUGGAUCAAGCUGAAAAAGGAUUACAUACCGGGGUUGGGCGAUACCCUUGACCUCGCAAUAAUCGGCGCCAGGUACAAUACCCAAGAUGCUACAGCUCUUCACCAAGUUAAGAAAUUGCUUUGGACCGAGUUCUAUAUCGGCUGUCUCACAAACAAAGAUGCUGUUUUGCAAUUCAAUGUCUCCCCCAAAUUCAAGGUUGUGGACGUCAUUAACCGCAACUGCAUGAGCUUAAAGAACAUGCAAAUACUGAAUCAGUUCGGCGAGUUCUGUGCUUGCAAACCCGAAUCAGGCCACGGGUUCUCGAUUCAAUAUGGGGCCAAUGUCACGUCCAGAAUGGAAGCUGUGUUUAAGACGCCUUUCGUUGUUGAGGUAUUGGGCAGUGGCUUCGAAAAGCCAUCUAACGCCGGGUAUUUCACGCUUCGCUUCCCAAGGAUCACCAAGAUUCACUGGGACAGGGCUUUUGAGGAUGCAGCUUCAUACGCUGAGCUACAGCAACUAGCCGAGGACGCCCGGGCUGCUCCUUCAGAUGACCUGGACGAAGAGAGAAACGAAUGGUCCAAGCGUGUAAAACUUGGUCCUGGAUCAGCACAUUAUGUGGUAAACCGAUCCGGAAGCAUCUCUUCAACUCAAAAUUCUACAUUGAGGUCAGGAACCGACACCACCGCUGCAAUUUCUUCGAGUGAGACUUCAAGUAUUGCAUCACCGGUUUCUAGAAUCUUGCGAAGGCCAAACACGCCGGCCAGAUCAUACAAUGAUCCGAAGCUUCCGACCAACCGUACAAUACCCAUAUACACUGAUGGGGCUGUCGAGCGAGUCUCAUCAACUUCAGACUAUGCUUUUCAGCAAAAUCCUUUGACCGAUAAUGAGAACCUCUCGGCUCAUACCUCCCGCCAACGAGAAUAUGCAAACCAGAUCAUCGAUGCUACACAAGCAGGGAAGCCGGACCCUCAGCAUCGUGAGCUCGGUACAGUCAAGAGUCGAGCCCGCGCCGAGGCCGUCGAAGCCGGACAGUGCAGCAGCUCAUCUCAAGCAAAGCGCAGAACUAGCUACGCCAAACCAAUAGAAAGAACCCAGAAACUCAACAAUUCCAUCGCAUUUCCACUCAUGCAAUUUCCCGUAUACAUUACCUCAACGUUGAGCCCCGAAAAACAAGCCGAGAAACCCCACCAAUCGCUUGACGCCUUUCUAGAUACCCUGACGAUACACAACACCAAGACCAAUGUAUCGUCUCCGAGCAUUGGACUCGUCAUCCUCGCCGGCAGCAAAUCCGCAUUAGGAAAACUCCUCUUCGACCUGAGCAAACGCAUCACCCAAGCCCUGCAAUCCAGAAGCACAAGACUCCCUACAGCCGGCAAGAUCUUCAUCCUCGACCGAAGUGUCCUGAACCUCGACGACGCGAGGCUCCGCCUCCGUCAAACCUGGGAAUCGAUCGGCCGACGGGACUUCUACGCGUGCGUGAAGUGGGAUCUCAACGGCCCUGGGACGAUUGCUUCGAAACCACUGAUUCAUGCAGGCUCGAAGACCCUUAUUGAGUGUCAGCGCGGAUGUGCGGAGGAUCGUGGGCGGAUCGCACACCGAAAUACCGAGCCCAAGGCCACGAUCAGCUUCAACAGACGUGAGAUGCUUCUGCUGGGCGAGUUG